AGUGGAAUUUAGAUUUUAUAAAAGAGGGAGGUGAGAAUCAACCGAUUUCAAUUUUGAUUUUGAAGCGGGAGAGUCACUUCACUUGUGAUUGUAAAAAAAAUCUCAACAUCCAUAUCCAGAUAGCGGCAAUGGUGGAUGAAACCGAAGAACUCGAACCCUUGUUUGAUUACAGUCGCGUUCAACCCAAGAUCAUAUGCCUCGACGAUGAUGAUGAUGAUGAUGAUGAUGAUGUUGUUUGUGUUGUCACUAAGAAGAGAAAAAAGAAUUCUCAAUCUCAGCAUGUUGAGAAUGGUAAUGAGAAGAAGACUAAUGUGGAAGCGGUGCCGGUGACAUCGGUGGUGGACCUUGAGGAUGAUGAUUGGUUACCUUCUCCACCAAAGGUCACUAGUAAGAAGGCCCAAAAGAAGAAGACUGAUGAGGAGGAUUCAACUUUGAAGAAUUUGAGAUUGAAGAAGAAGGAGCUUGCCUCUUUUGCCGAGUCAGCAAAAGAAUUGUUAAAAAGUGUUGAGGAUUCCGUAGAAAUGGAUAAUUUGAAUUCAUUGCAUACUUCCAAGGAUGAUAUAAGUGAAAAAACAUCAAAACCUUAUGAACGAGCAAAGAUUCUCAUCUCUGUUCAAGACAAGGAAGGGACAAAGCAGAUUCGUAUGUUCAUGGAUGAUAAUUUUGAAAGGAUUAUUAAAACAUAUGCAGAGAAAAUGAAAUGUGAUCUUAAACAAAUUGUAUUAUCAUUUGAUGGUGAUAAAAUUAGUUCAUCUGAAACCCCUGCUAGCCUUGGAAUGGAAGACGAUGAUAUGAUUGAAAUUCAUGUGAAAUCAAGUUAAUUCAGAUCUUCAACCGUGGAGCUGAGAUUGACAUUUUGGCACUUUGUUUUUGGAUUUACAUCACCCUUCAAGUUUUGUUUUUUUAUGAAUUUUUACUGGUGAAAAAAACAAUUUCAGUUUUUAAUUUGUUCACAAUAUAUCAGGCCUAAUUGUACAGCACAUGUUUUGAGGGAAUGUAUUGGAACAUGGAACACUCUUUAGGUAAAAGUUUAUUAGAUGUAUGGGAUAGGUUUAUGAAAAUGUAUAAACCCUUCUAUUGUUGAUGUGCAUUAAUUUUGGGUUUUUGCAAUCA
Trifolium pratense (red clover) is the source of this 1113-nucleotide messenger RNA. RefSeq lists its product as uncharacterized. The transcript is spliced from 7 exons. NCBI's taxonomy places the organism in Eukaryota, Viridiplantae, Streptophyta, Magnoliopsida, Fabales, Fabaceae. Gene Ontology annotation, molecular function: protein binding. The record is from RefSeq and is a predicted model, not a curated record. Bases 129 to 821 code for a protein of 230 amino acids.